CCUAUGUUGCCUCCCACCGCCCCCCAUGUCCCCUCUCAUCUCAGCACUCCCCAAAACCCACUUUAAUUCUCCUUCCUAUUAACCUCUCCAGUCACCAAGAUUUCAUCUUUAGCCAAGAGAAAAGAGUAUGCCCCCAUAGCUACCGACUUCUGAUUCGUGUUAGUUGCAGUUUUUUGCAGUGUACUUGUAAAAAUCCCAGCUUUUUCAAUUUUCCUGCACCAGCUUUUUUCACCCCACAUUCUCCCUUAUCUGCAAUCUGCAUCGCAUGUUUACCCAAACCCUAGAUCUGUGCUACAGUUGGAAUUGAAAGAAGAAGAUAGUUUGAUUAUCAAGGACUGGUGGAAGUAUAGAAGAAAAGAGUGGAAGUAAGAGGGUGGAAAGAUGAGUGGGGCAGCAUCAUCUUCGGUGGGGGUGGGGGUGGGAGUUGGGGCUGGGAUAGGCGGCGGAGGCGAGCUGGGGUAUGGGGGAUAUAGGGCACCAUUCACUGCAGUGCAAUGGCAGGAGCUAGAGCACCAAGCCAUGAUAUACAAGUACCUCAUGGCUGGCUUGCCAGUCCCACCCGACCUCGUUAUGCCCAUUCGUCGAAGCUUUGAUGCCAUUUCUGCCCGUUUCUUUCACCAUCCUUCAUUGGGAUACUGUUCCUAUUAUGGGAAGAAAUUCGAUCCCGAGCCUGGGAGAUGUCGGAGGACGGAUGGGAAGAAGUGGAGGUGCUCGAAGGAUGCACAUCCAGACUCUAAAUAUUGCGAGCGGCAUAUGCACCGUGGUCGCAACCGUUCAAGAAAGCCUGUGGAAUCCCAGUCUACUUCGCAGUCUGCAUCGACUGCAAUAUCCCACAUAUCUAGUGGGUGUGGUAAUAACAGUGGAAGCUUUCAUGGCAGUGGCAGUGGAAGCGGAAGUUAUCAGAACAUGCCAUAUUAUUCUGUUGCCAGUUCAGAUGGAUCAUCUUUUGGGAGCAACGUGACAAAGCUACAGAUGGAGCCUCUCUCCUACGGGAUCGAGAACAAGGACUUCAGGCAAUAUGUUCAUGGGGUGACUUCCAAUGCUGACGAUAAUAGUUUCUCACCCGAACCAUCUGCAAGUGUUGGAACCCUAGGUUUAGGCUCGAGCACAGGAGGUGGUGGCAUGUGGCGACUCCUGCCCUCUCAAGUCUCUUCGAGCUCCAUGUUAAAGCCGAAAUCCGAUUCCCAGUUGCUCGGUCCGUCUUCCACUCAACAGAACAUACCUCACACAUUCGAGCCCAUCUCAAAACAGAGGCAGCACUGCUUUUUGGGAAGUGAGAUUGUUUCUCCAGUCCCAGAUAAGCAGGAGGAGCAGCAUCCAGUUCAUCCUUUCUUUAGCGAGUGGCCCACGACUAAGGAAUCAUGGUCCACUCUCGACAAUGAUGAUGGUUCCGGGAAAAACUUCUUCUCCACUACCCAGCUGUCCAUGUCAAUUCCGAGGGCUUCUGCCAAUUUUUCUUCGAGCGGGUACUCCACACAGGAUGCUUGAAGCAGGAAGGGUAUGGCUACAGCAAUUCCAUUCUGUGGCUGUAUGCUGAUUGAGGGCGUUUCGAGGUUGUUUUCUGCUUGUAUGAGAUUCGUUUGUCGACACAAUGUUAAUGUUCUCUUAGGCAACUUGGUAUGUUUAAAAUUGAAUUUCUUGCUUGAA
Messenger RNA from Salvia hispanica, 1647 nucleotides. RefSeq names its product growth-regulating factor 4-like. NCBI's taxonomy places the organism in Eukaryota, Viridiplantae, Streptophyta, Magnoliopsida, Lamiales, Lamiaceae. Gene Ontology annotation, biological process: DNA-templated transcription; regulation of DNA-templated transcription; developmental process. The record is from RefSeq and is a predicted model, not a curated record. Gene Ontology annotation, molecular function: ATP binding. Gene Ontology annotation, cellular component: nucleus.